Messenger RNA from Ipomoea triloba (trilobed morning glory), 2267 nucleotides. RefSeq lists its product as uncharacterized. NCBI's taxonomy places the organism in Eukaryota, Viridiplantae, Streptophyta, Magnoliopsida, Solanales, Convolvulaceae. Gene Ontology annotation, biological process: rRNA base methylation. The transcript is spliced from 6 exons. The record is from RefSeq and is a predicted model, not a curated record. Gene Ontology annotation, cellular component: cytoplasm. Gene Ontology annotation, molecular function: rRNA (uridine-N3-)-methyltransferase activity. The coding region runs from base 165 to 2210 and encodes 681 amino acids.
UUGUGGGUGAAGGGGAUUUCUCCUUCUCUGCCAGUUUGGCUGUGGCUUUUGCCUCUGCUUCCAACUUGACUGCAACUUCCCUCCAUUCUAAAAAGGUUUUGAGGAAAGAUUAUGAGAAAGCUGUUUACAACAUUGAAGAGGUAAAAGGAAAGGGAGGCAAGGUGAUGUAUGGUGUGGAUGCUACUACCAUGGCAUCUCAUCCCACCUUGAAGAGCUUGGCAUUUGAUAGAAUACUUUUCAAUUUUCCAUAUGCUCUCAUUCCCAAGAAUGGCAAAGAUCAACUUUGGAGACAUCAAUCUCUUGUAAGAGGGUAUCUGAAAACUGCCAAGGAGAUGAUCUGUGAAAAUGGUGAGGUCCAUAUCACUCAAAGGACAGAUGGAGGCUUUGAUGCUUGGAGAAUAGAGUUUAUUGCAUCUCAGCUGGGGCUUGAGCUUGAAGAAGCUGUUGAUUUUAAGAUUUGUGAUUAUCCAGGCUACACUCCCAAAUGGGGAAUGGGAAAUGAAGAUGGGCACUUUCCUAGUAAAACUUAUAAGUUUCGACUUCCUCAUCCACAUAGCAAUAUCUCACAAUGUAGGGAAGUUGCAGCCACUUAUAGGUCUACUGACACUGCAAUAGUUUGGACUGCACCUUUAGAGUUGGGUGUUGAAAAUGGGAUUACUAUACACGACGAAGACUAUGAGGUUUCGACAAAUUUGUUAGAGGCGAUUGGGUUGGAGCAGAAAGAAAACACUUCUCGUUCAAGCAAUUAUUGUGCCAAUCAUAAUUUGGAGCAGUGUGAAAUGGGGCAAGAGAUGGAUGGUGGCGUUGUAGCCGAAGAGAAAUGGGUAAAUCACUAUAGUAGCUCCCACAAAAUGCUGCUAGUGGGCGAAGGAGACUUCUCGUUCUCUACCAGUUUAGCCACUGCCUUUGGCUCUGCUCAUAACAUGAUUGCCACUUCUCUUGACUCUGAAAAAUUUGCGAGUGAAAACUAUAGCGAAGCGAUUUCCAACAUGGAAGAGUUGAAAAGAACAGGAUGCAUGAUGAUCUUUGGUGUUGAUGCUACUCGCAUGGCACACCAUCCCAGCUUGAUUGGAUUGGUGUUUGAUCGCAUCAUUUUCAAUUUUCCAUAUGCUGUCAUUUCAAAGAACGAUUCACGUCAAGACAUACUAUGGCGACAUCAAUCCCUUGUAAGAAGGUUUCUGAGAACUGCCAAACAGAUGAUUCAUGAAAACAGUGAAGUUCAUAUCACUCACCGGACUGAUGGAUUCUACAGCUCAUGGAGAAUAAAGUUUAUUGCUAAUCAGCUGGGGCUUGAACUUAUAGAAGCUGUUGAUUUCAACAUUAGUGAUUAUCCAGGUUACAACGCCAAAUCGGGAACUGGAAGUGAUGCUAAUUUUGAGUGGUGUCCGAGUAAAACUUACAAGUUUCGACAUCCCCAUCCAGAAUCAGCCAGCUGUAGUGCAGAUCCAGAAAUGAUCUUGAAUCUUUCUGAGCAUUCUGAGGAAUCUUGGUCUGAAGAAAGUGAGACGGUUGAGUUGGAUCAAGAAAACAUUAGUUCUCCUACUUCAAGCUAUUUCCCUAACCAUUAUUUGCAAGAAGAAAAGUGGGCAAAACACUAUAGUAGCUGCCACGAGAUUCUGCUAGUGGGAGAAGGAGACUUCUCCUUCUCUGCCAGCUUAGCUGCAGCCUUUGGCUCUGCUGCUAACAUGACUGCCACAUCUCUCGACUCCGAGGAGUUUCUGAAAUCAAAUUAUUGCUUAGCUACUGUCCACCUUAAAGAGUUGAAAAGAAGGGGCUGCAAGGUGAUUCAUGGUGUAGAUGCUACUUCCAUGGCAAACCAUCCCUACCUGAUUGGCUCCACAUUCGACCGUAUAAUCUUCAACUUUCCACAUUCUGGGAUUUUCAAGAGCCAAGGGCACCGCCGCAUAUCUCAGAUUCGUCAUCAAGCGCUUGUGCGGGAGUUUCUGGGAAAUGCCAAGCAACUGUUAGGCGAAAACGGCGAAAUCCACAUCACUCACAAGUCAAAUGGAUUCCAUCUGCAAUGGAAUAUAGUUUCGCUUGCAAUCGAGCAGGGGCUUGAGCUUGCAGAUUCUGUUGAUUUUGAUGUGAGUGACUAUCCAGGUUAUAGCAACAAGUAUGGAUUUGGAGGUGACAGGACCUUUGAUUUCCUUCCUAGUAAGUCUUACAUGUUCAGACAUCCUGGUACACUGCAUAUACCCUGGGAUUGCUGAUUAUCCAAAGCCAUCCUGCAAAUCUGCAAUUGAGAACAUGUAAGAAAAUUGUUUAAA